Acanthoscelides obtectus is the source of this 1566-nucleotide messenger RNA. The record is from the annotation of a GenBank genome assembly. NCBI's taxonomy places the organism in Eukaryota, Metazoa, Arthropoda, Insecta, Coleoptera, Chrysomelidae.
AUGGUCCGGAAUUACAUACGUAAGAAAGCUCCUCCAGCCUAUAGCAAAAACGAUUUGAAAGAGGCAGUACAAGCAGGGCAAAGAAGUACUCUAACAUUAUAUAGAGCUGCAUUAUUGUACAAAAUACCCAAAACUACUUUAUUUACUCAUGUAAAGGGUAAACGGGGUAUAAAAAGUAAUACGGGGGGUAGGGCACCAGCUCUGCCUUAUGAUGUAGAACAAAAAUUUUCCAACAGUAUCAAAAUACUCGAAAAAUGGGGUAUGGGACUAUCAAAGAGAGAAGUUCUUCAACUAAUUGGGCGGUAUGUGAAAGAAAAUAAUAUAGUAACCCCUUUCAAGAAUGGAGUUCCUGGCAAUGAUUAUUUCGUCAGAUUCACGAAAGCAUUUCAUUUAAGCCAGAAAAAACCGCAAUCUGUGGAAGUGGCUCGAAAGAGGUAUAUGGAUCCAUUUGUUAUGUAUGAUUACUUCAAUAUCCUCAAACAGCAUAUUGAAAAUAUCCCAGCAUCGCAAAUUUAUAAUAUUGAUGAAACCGGUUUCUGCCUGGAUCCAUCCCGGAUAAAAGUUGUUGGAGAGAACGGUAGAGCAGCCCAUAGGACAACAAGUGGUCCAGGACGAGAGAAUAUAACAGUUCUCCUUGGGGGAAACGCUGCAGGUGAAAAACUUCCUCCACUCGUAGUGUUCAAGGGUAAACACAUAUGGAAUAGUUGGAUUCCAACUGAGGAAUAUCCGGGAAUGACUUAUUCAGCCACUAUAAAUGGGCGGAUGGAAACGGAAACCUUUCAAAAAUAUUUUGAAAACAAUUUUUUACCAAAUAUUGGCAAAGACAGACCUACUGUAUUAAUUUAUGAUGGUCACACGUCUCACAUUAGUAUUUCUUUGAUAGAAAAGGCAAUAGCUAAUGAUGUGAUUAUAGUGAAACUUCCGCCUCAUUCCAGCCAUCUGCUACAACCUAUGGAUUUAUGUGUUUUUAAGUCAUUAAAAAUGGCAUGUGAUGCAGAGCUCAUAAAAUGGCAGAGACAAAACUAUGGUAAGAAACUACCAAAACCUAUGUUUUGUACCAUUUUAUCAAAAAUCUGGUCACAAGUAAACCCUUCGUUACUUAUCAAAGGAUUUGAGAAAGGGGGGAUAUAUCCUUUUAAUAAUGAGGUCAUUCCCGUUGAACAUUACGAUCCAGAAGCAUAUAAAAGGUGGUGUGAUUCAAACUGCAAAAAUAACAAUCCGGAAGAAGCACAAGUAGCGCAACCAAAUUUACGAUCAACAUUAGAAGAGCGUUUUAAUUUGCCAUCCACUUCAACAGUACCACCAAUAACUCCGCAGACAUCGUCAGUAAAUUCAAUAAAUCCGGAAAUGCCAUCGACCAGUUCAGAACACCAGAAUCCGCCAGUUAACAACACAAAAAGUUUUGAGAGCAUUCUCUUAGAACAGCUAAAACAGAUGCCAAAACCAGCGAAAUCGAUCAGAAAGAGAGUAUGUAUAGGUGCCGAAGUUAUUACAUCCUUGGAAGCAGUUGCUAAAUUGAACGAGAAAGCAAACAAAAUUAAAAAAACCAGAGAAGUCGACAACUAA